Aspergillus calidoustus is the source of this 1404-nucleotide messenger RNA. Lineage: Eukaryota; Fungi; Ascomycota; Eurotiomycetes; Eurotiales; Aspergillaceae. The record is from the annotation of a GenBank genome assembly.
AUGGUCUACUACGGCGCUCUAAGUAAAGGCUGUGAACUGUGCCGUCGCCGGAAAAUCAAGUGCGACGAGCGAAAACCGAGCUGUCGGAAAUGCGAGAUCUCGAAUAGACCAUGCCCGGGGUACCGCGAUCUAACUGCCAUUUCCUUUCGCGAUGAAUCGUCUCGCGUGAUACGCAAAAGCUGCCGACAAAGCGCGCCGCGUUCAACGAUCGGAGGAGGAGGCGGAGGAGACAGUAUAAUCUGCACUCCGUCGUUAUCCUUUCCAACUGCAGAUCUUGCGGCGGGAUUCUUCUUCGCAAAGUACAAUAUCUACAACGGGCCUUAUUUCUCCAGUAUAUCGCAUGACUGGCUGCGCGAGGUCUAUGUAAAGGAUCCGACGUGCCAUGUCCUGCAGACCGCCAUUGAGGCUGUUGGUCUAGCGGGGUUGUCCAAUACAUUAUAUGCACCUCAUUUGGCUGCUCUGGCUCAGGAUAGAUAUGGCAAGGCGCUAGCAGGCUUGGACGGGGCGUUGCAGGAUCCGUGCAUUGCGACUCGGGAUACGACGCUCAUGGCGGUUAUAUUGCUCGGUCUAUUUGAGGUGGUCGCGUCUGAUGCAGGGGACGAAAGUCGGUUUUGGAUAGCGCACGCUGCCGGGGCUAUGGCUUUACUACAGCUUCGAGGGCCUGACCAGUUUGCGCGACCGCGAGGAGGACAACUGUAUGUUUUCACUCGGUCGCAGAUUCUGUCCGCCUGCAUGAUUCGGAAACUUCCAGUUCCUCCAGCACUGGUCAAUGUCACGUACGAGUUUGAGACCAGCACUCUCCGCCAACUGUGGAAGGAUAGCAACCUCGCGACACCUGGUUCAAUAAGCGAGAUAUGCUUUCGGCUGGUGAACCUCCGAGCGGUGAUUGCUGACAAAUCCUCUGAGGAUCCCGCUGCUAUUCGCGAACGGGCAUUCUCAAUUGAUGCAGAUCUUGAGGAUUGGAAAGUCAGUGCUGGAAUUAGAUGGACGUAUGAUGAGCUCUGUGCAGCAAGCUCUACGAACUCUACCUUGUUCAUGGGCAAGUACCAUCGCUACGCGAAUCUCUGGAUCGCGAGAGCAUGGCUGAAUUUCCGUGUCAUGAGGAUCGCCGUGAAUCAAAUAAUCAUCGAGAAUGCGGUCAAAUUUGAGUUUGCAGAUGAGAUUGUAUCUCGGGCUCGCUAUCUGGUGAGGGAUCUUUCCUCCGAGAUAUGCAUAUCCAUAUCGAGCUUUGAUGACAGUCCUCAUCUUCUCCAUGUCAUCCAACCUCUCUUCCUGGUUGCGGAGGAGCCACUCAAUCCAGCGUCGAUGCGAUCUUUCGCCGUGGAGCAGCUAUACCGGAUUCACAAAUCAACUGGUGUUCGACGGGCAGGCCGUCUGGCUGAGAUUGCAGCACGAUCUCUGUGA